CCAAAAGAAAAGCAAAGAAGCAAUCCACUGUUAAAACUAAUUUCAUCACCUUCUUCUUCUUUGUCAAAACCCAUAAAAGAAUGACUUCAUGGAAGAAAACAAUCGCAACGCCAUUCAGAAAAGCGGCGACGUUCUUUAACCAACCGCAGCAAACGUCGCACAACCGCCACGCAAACGCGAAGGCGAGGGAGGAACACGAGAGAAGAACGGUGAAUGAGCUUCAAGGUGAUGUCAUGGCUUGUGGCUAUGAAGAUGUCCUCGUCAUGUGGUCAAUUCUUGACAAGUCAAACUCUUCAAACAAUCUCAGUUCUUGAUUAGUUUAUUACAACAACAAAAAUUUCGAAUCAUCUCUUUUUCAUUUUAUUUUCCAUGUGUAUAGUUUAUAUUAGCCCGCCAUGGCUCUCAUCUUUCUCAUUUAUCUUCAUGUGGUCGCGGCUUCUUUCCUUAAGCUUUUAGUGAAUUUUUAUCCGAUGAUUAGUUUUGAUUCGGAUGUUAUUAAUCCCCAUGAUGUUCUGAUCGAAUUCACGGUGCGAUUUUUCAUUUAGUUUGAAAGAAAUCAAGUCUUAGUUUACAUUCCUGUUUCAUUUGUACGGUUUCUUUGUUUUUGUUUUUGCAAUUUACGGAACCAUAAAGGAAUCUGAUAUGUUAAGCACGUUGAUAAUUUGAGAUUGUACCUAAUUGUGAUUAUUAUAAGAAAUAAAUGAA
This is a messenger RNA of Eruca vesicaria subsp. sativa (arugula), 705 nucleotides long. NCBI's taxonomy places the organism in Eukaryota, Viridiplantae, Streptophyta, Magnoliopsida, Brassicales, Brassicaceae. The record is from the annotation of a GenBank genome assembly.